Tribolium madens (black flour beetle) is the source of this 2112-nucleotide messenger RNA. RefSeq lists its product as uncharacterized. The transcript has 3 exons. The coding region runs from base 295 to 2103 and encodes 602 amino acids. NCBI's taxonomy places the organism in Eukaryota, Metazoa, Arthropoda, Insecta, Coleoptera, Tenebrionidae. The record is from RefSeq and is a predicted model, not a curated record.
UUUAACAUCUGUCACGGUUGAAAAUAACACAGCCCUUCUUCACAUAAAUAGAAAAUUUCUCAAACAGUACCCCAAAAUUUUAAAUUGUCUUUACCGGAAAAUCAAUCAAAUGAAACUCAAAUUCAAAUUUGAAGAUUUUCUCAAGUAAUCAAAAUUCUAUUAUUACAAAGUUUCGAGCCUUGUUUUAGCGAGCCUGUGUUUACAUCUUUUGAAAAUAGUGCCAAAAUAAAGUGUUUUACUCAAACACACAUGCACCAAUAGUCUUAUUGUCGUUGAUGUCAAAAUAGUUGUCAAAUGUCAAAAAAUUGUGUGCUGGUCUUGCUUUUAGGCAUUGUAGCCCUAAAUUUGCUCUAUUUAAGUCGGUUAAGUUUCACCGAUUUUGCCCAAAAAAUCAAGAUAAAACGCUAUUUGGUUGAAACUCCAAAAUGCAAAAUUUUGGACGUUCCCCCUUUUUACCCUCAAGUCUGGAAAUUCUACCACCGGGAAGAAUACAAACCAUGUGGCCCUUCUGACCUUUUGACUUAUGUCACGGUUAAUAAUAAUACAGCUACCCUUCAUGUCAAUGAAGAAGUUGUCAAGAAAUACCACAAAAAAAUUGUGUGUUUUUACCAGAACAUUGAAGAUUUUGAUUUUAGAUUCCCACCUGAGGAUCACCUCAAUCAACCCGGGUUUACACUUUUUGAAACUAGUGUUGAAAUUGAUUUCGAUUUUGUUUCGGUAAUUUGUUUGAUGGAAAAUAAAGUGUUUUACUCAAACACACAUGCACCAAUAAUCUUGCAAGAAAACAUAAUUGAAAGACAAGAAUUUAUGAAACACCAAAAUGAAGCUUUCAGUGUUUUAAUCAUCGGUAUUGAUAGCAUGUCACGUCUGAAUUUUCUCCGUUCUCUCCCUGAAACUCACUUAUUUCUCAAGAGAAACAAUUGGAUUUCCUUGAAGGGUUACAAUAAGGUUGCUGAUAACACCCACCCUAACCUUAUGGCCCUUUUGACCGGCUUAGACGAAUACGAGUCGGAGAAAAAAUGUGGUGAAAACCUAACCAACUGUCCUUUGCUUUUAUCCGAGUACCACAACCUAGGCUACGCUACGGCUUACGCCGAAGAUGAACCUUGGUUGGGCAAUUUUAUUCGAAAUCAUGACCACCCCCUCAUCGACUACUACUUCUGGCCCUAUUUCAGGAUUAAUCAAAAAUUAACAACGCGAAAAAUCGACGGGAUGAAUUUCUGCACAGGACCCGAAAAUACCGGUGAACGAGUUCUAAACUUGGCCAAAAAUUUCGCCAAAAUUCUCCAAAACCGGCCCAGUUUUGGUGUUUUCUGGAUGAACAGUUUUAGCCACAGUAAUCUCAACUUGGCCUCCAGUAUGGACACAAAAAUUCGGGAUUUUUUCGCAAAUAUUAGCGAUUCUGGAAGCUUGGAAAAGACCUUUGUGUUUUUUUUGAGUGAUCACGGAUUGCGUACUGGCCCUUUUCGUCAAACUCCUUUGGGUUGGUUUGAGGAAAGACUACCGUUUUGCUAUAUUUUGGUUCCGGUGAAAUUUCGGGACAAGUUUCGUCGACAAUAUCACAAUCUUCAGCUUAACAUUAAUCAGUUGACUUCGCCAUAUCAUCUCUAUGUGACCCUCCAAGACAUUCUAGUCUUGUCAAAACAGAAUUAUAAGAUUAAGUCGAGUCAAGGGUGCUCGAAAUGUCAAUCUUUGUUUGACAGUUUUGAAGAUAGAUCUUGUCAAGAUGCAGGGAUUGAUCCUCAUUGGUGCACGUGUCAUACUUACCCGUCGAUUAUAAAACAGUCAAUUCUUGCCCAAAAUGCUUCAAAAUAUGUCCUACGAUACAUCCAUACCAAAAUUUUGCACCAAAACGGUGCCAGAAAAUGUUUGAAAUAUCGAAGAGCCAAAAUCAUCUCAACGAGAAUUUCAGACGAUCAUAAAUACAUUUUAUUGAUUUUUGAAACUAGUCCGAAAGCUGUUUUUGAAGCCACUGUGUUGUAUCAGCCGGGAAGUAAGCAAACUUUUAGUGUCAAGGGCGAAAUUAGUAGACUUGACAGAUACGCCAAGCACAGUUACUGUACCAGCAAUCGUUUGUUAAGAAAACUUUGUUAUUGUCGUUGAUGUUUUUUU